This is a messenger RNA of Gasterosteus aculeatus aculeatus (three-spined stickleback), 2195 nucleotides long. It is a transcript of the gene tlcd1, whose product is annotated as TLC domain containing 1. NCBI's taxonomy places the organism in Eukaryota, Metazoa, Chordata, Actinopteri, Perciformes, Gasterosteidae. The record is from RefSeq and is a predicted model, not a curated record. Gene Ontology annotation, cellular component: plasma membrane. Gene Ontology annotation, biological process: phospholipid homeostasis; membrane assembly; regulation of membrane lipid distribution.
ACCGGGCGGGCGAAGAGCGGCGUCGCACCAAAGACGAACGCGCCGCGUGAACGCAAACACCGUUUCGUUGGACUGAGCAGUUUGCAGAUUCUCCACCGACUCGCAGAACUUUAAACGCUCGGAGAAAAAAGGGACUGUUGCAUAAAUCAGACACGCAGCUCCGAGUGCAGGAGACCGCUACAGGACCGUGGACAACCCGGUGCAGGCGACUGGAGAACGUUGAGGACGCUACAGAGAGUAAGAGUAGGCGUCCAGAGGCAGAGGGAGGCUCCCCGGGCGCGAGGAGGACAGGAUGGACUCCCUGGUUCCUGUGUUGAAGAGCCACCCGGGCAAGUCAGUGCUGGUGGUGUCUCUGAUUUUCAAGGUGAUCCACCGGCUUCUGCAAAGGUUGCCUGUGCCCAAAGUGGUGAAGCAGGAUGACUGGAAAUCCUGGAAGUGGAAGAACCUCUCGGUCUCCAUGGUGCACUCCCUGCUGACUGGAUCGUGGGCCCUGACCUGUGUGCUUGUUUGGCCCGAGACGUUGAACAACAUUCACUCUUACCACACCCCUCUGUCCUACCUGCUCGUCUGCGUCUCUACAGGAUACUUUGUGCAUGAUGCGGCUGACAUUAUCCUGACAGGACACGCAAGACAAUCGUGGGAAUUCUUAAUCCAUCAUGUGCUGGUGAUCUCGUGCUUCCUGUACGCCCUCUACACUCAGCUGUAUGUAGCCGGCGCCGUGAUCGCUCUCUUUGUGGAGGUCAACAGUGUCACUCUGCACCUGAGGCUGUUGCUGAAGCUGGCGAGCGCUCAGUCCUCCUCCUUGUUCCGCAUCAACAAACUCGUCAACAUCUCCACCUACUUGUCGUUUCGUCUGGGCACCCAGUUCUACCUCACCUGGUACAUCAUCAACAACUACACCUGGCUGGACCGUGGUUUAUACUUUCUCGCCGCCAUGAUAGCCAUGAAUAUCAUGAUCCUGACUUAUUUCUUCCGCCUGCUGCGCGCCGACUUCUUCCCCAGGAGUAGGAGCUCUGUGAGGCCCAACGAGACGCACAACAACAACUCCAAAAAGUUUCCCUGUGAUUGAGUGGGGAAGGUUUACGGACGUACCUUGUGUUUGUAUUUCGGGUGCGUGUUUACACAUUUUGUCUUUUUACAAACUGACCCCAUUCAUGUUGAUGACCGGUCCAUUUGUUGUGUCUGAAUGCCAAAGGAAAAAAAAAAAGAUGCUUUUGGGUAGGAGAAGGUCCAGGCUUGUUCAGAAAUGUUGGAAUGUCAGAAAUGUAGCUUCUCGAGGAUAAAAGUACAAUGCAACAGAGCUUUACUUGAAGCCAAAAUUCUGGGAUAAAUUCUUCAUCUCUUAGACCGUGUGAGAAUUGGCUGCUUUUACUUUGUAUUUUUAGUAUCAUAAGGUUAUCGCGUGAAGGAAUGCAUUGAUAUUUGUCAGAAACCUGCUUAGUUGCGUUGUUGACAGAAGUUGGAUGAGAAAACCGAGGCCAUGACUCACGUCGGUGUAGAAAAUGAUGAAGCUUCAGCCAGUGAGCUUCGUUCAACAUGUGGAAACAGCUAGCAUGGUUCUGUCCAAAGGUAAAUAAAAAAAAAAUCUUAAAAACCUGCUUAACCUUCUGUGAUCGCACAAGUCAAACCAACAAUAUCGCCUACUGAAUGGCGCUUUAGAUGUGUUUGCAGAUUUGGUCUUUCGAAAGAGCCGGCUAGCUAUUUCCUACUUUUAUGCAAAGCUAGCUUUAGCGUAAUAUUUAUAAUUAGGCUACAGACAUAAGAGUUGUAGGUUUUCCUUUCCUUUAACUCAUAGCAACAGAAAAAUGGGUUGGCUGUAUCUCAGAUCUCAAAGUAUUAUUUAAAGUAAAAUUACAUUUCUGCAUUAACGCAACCUAAAGGAAUAGUUUGACAUUUUAGAAAAUCUACUUCCUGGACUGAUACCGUUCUAAUAUUAGUUUAUCUAUCUGUGGUGUAGCGGACCACUGUCAAACCUGUGUCUACUUGACAGGAAGAGAACGAACGUUCCGUUUCGUUACUUUAUGAUGCGUUCAGGCUCUUUUCAAAAUGAGUAUUGAGCAACGGUGGAAUAGGUUUCUGAAAUGAUCAUGAUGUGUUCACGUAUGAUCUCUUAAAAAUGUAGUGUUGGUGAACAAUUUGCAUAAAUCCUUUUUGAAAAGUAUUACCUUUUUAUAAACAAUCAGGGAUCUCUAAAA